GGUACCAGCGUGACGUUGUGGAAAACAAAUGAAUGGAUUUCCGAACGUACCCUUUUGUUGUGAUGUUAAGACGUCGUUUUGUAUUUUAGUUCUAGUAUUUUCUAUGCAAUGGCUCCGAGGGGUGACGAAAUUCUGCAAGGGUUCAAAGUUAAUUGGUUAAAUUUACGAGAUGCUGAUUCAGGGAGAAUACUCUGGCAAGGCAAUGAAGACUUGUCUGUACCAGAUUGUGAACAUGAAGCCAGAGUUCCCAAGAAAAUCCUCCAAUGUCGAGCUGUUUCACGGGAAAUAAACUUUUCAUCUGUGCAACCCAUGGACAAGUUUCGCUUGGAACAGAAAGUUCUCUUUAAGGGCCGAUGCUUGGAAGAAUGGUUUUUUGAUUUCGGCUUUGUAAUUCCCCAUUCAACAAAUACGUGGCAAUCACUUAUUGAAGCAGCUCCAGAAAGUCAGAUGAUGCCCGCUGCAGUUCUCAGUGGAAACAUAGUCAUUGAGACCAAAUUUUUCAAUGGGGAAGAUCUGGUAUCCACAUCUAAAGUCCGCCUCUAUUAUGUGUAGUUUGAAUUGCUUCUCUUAUAUAAGAAUGUGUCAGGUUAACUUGGAUUAAGUACAAAAGCCUUCUUUUUAAAGUGGGAUUGAUGAAUUGAUUUCAUGAAUCUCCCAUUCUAUUAGUAGGAUCAUUUCUUUUAGUGCAUAUGUGUGUACAAGCACUUUUACUGUGUUCUUAGAGGGUGGUUCACCUGUUAUGAGUUUCUUUGACUGAAAAGACUCAGCAUUGUAUUGAUGUGGGUCAAACUGUUAUGGCCUCUUUGAAUGCCUUUGCUGCCCUUAGUGGCAGCUUACUUGUUGCAUGAAUUUAAAAACAGUCUUCAUUUGUAUUGAAAAUUACUCUUUUUUGGAUUUUAUGUGACAUUUUUUGUCUCGACACUUAAGACUUUCUCUAAUUUUAAUGCUUAAGAAGUUCAGCACUUGUAGAUUAUAUUUAGCCAUUGUAGAAAAACCCCAUAUUUAUGUAAACACCUCAUUAACAGAGUUUUGAUGAAACCAAAUCGAGGGUCCAAUGUUGUUGUGUAAAAUUUAAUGUAAAAAAAACUUCACCAAAUUUUAGUAUUUGAAAAUUUUUAAGUGGAACACAAUUUUUGGGACAAUAACAAGAUGUUCAUUGAUUACCUUUACUAUUGUUGACACUCUGUAAUUGUUCAUCUAUGGUUAGAAAAAAGAAUUUUCAGACCUGUUUACGAGAUGUAGAAGUGCAUUGAGCACUAGCCUAAAUUUGUUGAUCUCAUAUGUGAUCUUGUUUGGCAACUGAACAACUUUAAAAGGAAGACUGAUGAAAGAUGAUACUGUAUCUGAAAGAAUCUAGUAUAAGAAUGCAUGCUGUUUCAUGAAUUUUAAUUCGAGAAGACACAUACAUUUAUUGUAUUUACAAAACUAACAUAAUUGUUUCUUUUGGGUACAUAAAAACACAAAUUACAGGACUAUUACAAGUGCCUUAUAUCUUAUGAAUUCUGUGAAUGGGCAAAAUGAUUUUGUUGCUGUUCAUGGGAUCUGUGAUUAUGUAUUAUUAGCUUGUAUGUCUGCUGAUCAAUUUUUUUGCACUUGCUGUUAAGCUUUGCAUUUUCCUGGUGCAUUAUUCAUUUGCAUUUAUGUGUAUGAGCCCAGAUACCACGGUGCAUUUUUGUGCUCAACAAGACUCUGUUUACGCCUAGUUGUACUCUUCCCGUCAGGUACAAAUUUUAUUUUAAGUUCAUUCUUGAUGGAAUUAGAGUUAGGGCUUUGGACUAUGGUGCUGAAGAUUGAAUCAGACUCUACAUUUUUCCCCCCUGCAAUUUUUAACUCAGUAUUAGAAAGAGAUUCUUGGAGGGUUUAAAGCAUGUAAGUGUCUCCCUUGAAACAUCAGAAUCAGGAGAGAAGAAGGAGCCUCCUUCUCAUGUACCAGAAUGCAUCUUCUCAAUUUAGAAACCAUUCAGUAAGCUGUGUUAACUGUCUUUUCUUCUAGGAAAACAUGUUUUAUCGUUUUAUCAUGUUUUGGAGUAGAGUAUAAAUUUCAAAGCAUUCCAGUUGUAGUAAUGCGUGUAUAAUGUAUUUACAGAUCUGACUGUUGCUGCUACAUAUACAUUCAGAAUUGACUUAAAGUUGGUUACAAUUUUUUUAUUGAGUCUCUUUUGGAAAAGCACAUGUUUUUGCACUUUGUCUGUAAAGCACUUUGUGAUGAAAGGAUAGAGCUUAGAUUAUUAUGUAAGUGGUGAUAUGCAACUUUGGGAAAGCACCCAUACUUGCAUAUCAUUAUUCAUUAGUACAAUUUCAUUAUUCUUGUAGUGUUUCCAGUCUAGUCAAUCUACACUGUAUGGUAUGUAUUUAUGCAGACUAUUUGACCCUGCAAUAAACUUUCUUGUAAUCACA
This is a messenger RNA of Thrips palmi, 2397 nucleotides long. RefSeq names its product retinal rod rhodopsin-sensitive cGMP 3',5'-cyclic phosphodiesterase subunit delta-like. Lineage: Eukaryota; Metazoa; Arthropoda; Insecta; Thysanoptera; Thripidae. The record is from RefSeq and is a predicted model, not a curated record. Gene Ontology annotation, biological process: sensory perception of light stimulus. Gene Ontology annotation, cellular component: cytoplasm. The transcript has 5 exons. Bases 109 to 552 code for a protein of 147 amino acids.